ACAAAUUCAAAUAAUUUUCGCGAAUGUAAACAUUUACUAAGCCACUGUCUUUUUAUAUUGACUGCUUUAGCUACUCUAGUUUGGCAACAAACGGCCUCUGUAAUCCUGUUUGACAACAAAAAUUAUGUAAGUUGGAGUUUUUAAUUUUGAGGUAAUGGAGCAUGGGGGCAUGUUUAAGUCUUGACGAAGAAGAAAGACGAGCUCAAAUAAGAAGCGAAGAAAUUGACAGACAACUUGCGGAGCUUGCAAAACAAGAGCGAAAUGUCAUAAAAAUACUCUUGCUGGGGGCUGGUGAAAGCGGAAAAAGCACACUGGUGAAGCAGAUGAAAAUAAUACAUAGUGAUGGCUUCACUACAGAAGAGCUCAAAAGUUUUAAACCAACAGUGUUGGACAACAUAUUAAGUUCAAUGAAGUAUGUACUCACAGGCAUGGGAAUACUGCGUAUCAAUUUAGAAAAUGCCAAAAACAAGGCUCACGCUCAAACAAUUUUAUCUUGCCAAUGUUGUUUUGAUGAAAAUUUUGUGAUGCUGCCAUUCAUCUGUAAUUCAUUACGAAAUUUAUGGAAUGACAAAGGUGUAAGAUUAGCUGUGGCUCGAGGAUAUGAGUAUGAACUUAAUGAUUCAGCACUCUACUUGUUUGAAAGUAUGGAUCGUAUUUGCUCAGAAAAAUAUGUGCCAACAGCCACUGAUGUCCUCAGAGCUAGGGUACGCACAACAGGCAUUAUUGAAACUCAUUUUAAAAUAAAUGAUUUUGUGAUACGAAUGUUUGAUGUUGGAGGACAAAGAUCUGAACGACGCAAAUGGAUUCAGUGUUUUGAUGAUGUUGGUGCCUUAUUAUUUGUUGUUGCAUUGAGUGGAUAUGACAUGGUGCUGCAAGAAGACACAUCUGUUAAUCGACUGCAAGAAAGUUUGCAGUUGUUUUCAUCUAUAUGCAAUAACCGCUUCUUCAUUAAUACAUCCAUGAUUUUAUUUUUGAAUAAAUUAGAUUUAUUUCGAGAAAAAAUACUAUAUUCUGGAAGACAUCUUCGUUAUUACAUGGUUGAUUAUGAUGGUCCAGAUUAUGAUGUAGAUAGUGGAGCAUUGUUUGCCCAACAUAAGUUCCAAGCACAAAACAAGCAUUCUGGAAAAGUUAUCUAUCCCCAUUUUACAACUGCAACAGACACUAGCAAUGUUCAAGUUGUUUUCCAGGUUGUUAUGGAUACCAUUGUGAGAGAAAAUUUAAAGACAGCUACAUUGCUGUAAAGUGAAAAUGUACAUUUUACUGAAGUGCCAUGUCCAAAAUGUAUAUAGAAUACCAUAAUCAUUUUUAUACAUAUUUAUAUAUACAAUGAAUGUAUAUUUUUCCCUUUUUAGAGUUUAGAAGUUGUGUUGUUUAAUAUUUUGUUUUCUAUACACU
This is a messenger RNA of Stegodyphus dumicola, 1395 nucleotides long. Its product is annotated as guanine nucleotide-binding protein G(o) subunit alpha-like. NCBI's taxonomy places the organism in Eukaryota, Metazoa, Arthropoda, Arachnida, Araneae, Eresidae. Gene Ontology annotation, cellular component: cytoplasm; heterotrimeric G-protein complex. Gene Ontology annotation, molecular function: G-protein beta/gamma-subunit complex binding; guanyl nucleotide binding; G protein-coupled receptor binding. The record is from RefSeq and is a predicted model, not a curated record. Gene Ontology annotation, biological process: Rho protein signal transduction; adenylate cyclase-modulating G protein-coupled receptor signaling pathway.